GCUAGAUUCUCACAAAAGGGGCUGAAAGUAACCAUAACGAGCGCAGGAAACACUACAAGCUCCGCUGAAGAAGAUCAUAACUGAAACUGAAGGCGACAUCCCGCUGUCGGUCCGUCCGGUGCUCAGUCCAGUUGUUCCAAAUUUUGACCAUCCACGACACGCACCGCCGAUCAGUCUCAAAAGCUUACAUUAUCAAUCCGGCCUGGAUAUUGUAGAUGGGUGGUGAUGCAGCUCCCAAGUUGGAGAGCAUUGACCGUUGUACAGGGCCAGAAGCAAAGUGUUCAAAAAGGUCGAGGGUCUCAGCGCGGGUGUCACGUUCGGUUUGCUCCAUGGCAUCGACCCAGUCGUCGUAGAAGGACCAAAUUGGUUGACGAGGGGGAUUCCUUCCAGUCUGUCUAGGCGACUUUCGGGGAUCACGUUGGAUGCGGGGCCAGUUUUGAAAAACCAGGGGAGACGGCUGGCGAUAAGAUUAGCCUGAAGGCCCUUUCCCGACACUCGCCGGUCAAUAUGCACUUUGGUUGAGGAAAUGAUCCAAUUAGAAGUGUCCUCAGAAAGGCUUGCAGCAUACCGCCGCUGACAGAAGCGAAGGUAUAAAGGGCAACUGACCACAUUCCAUUAAUUAUUCUCCGAUGGAUGUUGUGCCUUUUGCUCUCCGUCUCUUUGUGCUCAGGCAAACAUAUCAUCAGCGUCUUCUCAGCGGCGUCAACCAUGCUGGAGCAACUCAGUGGUUUGAUGGAGGCAGCCCCGCCACUACCAGUCGCUGUGCUAGCUUGCCUCGGGGUUUACCUCAGUGGCGUGUCAUUAUACCGACUUUACCUUUCCCCGCUUUCCCGUUUUCCAGGCCCAAACUUGCAGCACUCACGGGUUGACACGAGCUUUACUACAACAUCAUUAAAGACGGCCAAUACUACUUGAAGGUACAGAAGCUGCAUGAAAAAUAUGGCCCCAUCAUCAGGAUCAACCCCUGGGAGCUCCAUGCCAGCGACCCAGUGUUGUUUUCUCAGAUUUACUCAUAUGAUGUCAAGCAUCGUAUCGAGAAAUAUGUCUGGUCUCAGCAAGGGCUGCGUCUGAUUGACAACUCCCACAUUCUGACCAAGUCGUAUGAGCUACACAAACUGCGACGAAAGCCUCUUGCGACAUUCUUUUCUUCAAGAAACACCGAUAAUAUGGAGCCGAUUAUUUGGCAGAUCUCACGGCAAAUACGAUCAAGACUCCAGAAGCUUAACCGAUCAGGUUCGGUGGUCAAGAUGCAAGACCAGUUUACGGUCGUAUCCGCUGAUCUGGUGGCCGCUUUCAGUUUUGAUGAUGCGGUAGAUUUGACGGAGACUGAUGAACUACAACUUCCGGGCUCAAUUAGCUCGGGUUUUGGCUUGAUUGAAUCAUUUCUUCUGGUUACGGGUCUAAUCAACGCCAUCCCCCCAACUCUCCUCUUGCGGCUGGCGCCGACGGUGGCAACGAAUAAUCGCUUGUAUUUGCUCGUUAAAAAGCAAUUUGACUCCUCCCGUGCCGCGCGCAUCUCAACAUCCAAGAUCACUGUCACCACCUCAGACGACGAAUUGACAGAUGAACUUCUCAGUCCCGACACCAAGCUCAUUGCCCAUCUUCUGAAUAGCAACCUAACCCCACACGAAAGGACUCCUGAGAGGGUCUGCGCGGAGCUACUCACAAUAUUCAUGGCGACCAUCUUCAACAUACCACGGGUAAUGAUGGUGACUACAUAUCAUAUCUUGGCCAAUCCAGACCUCAAGGAGAAGCUCAGCUACGAAUUGGAUGACCUUCUCGGACCCGAUAUGGACUCAAAGGAGGAGACGCCGGUUUGGAUAAAGCUCAACAAAGCAGAGUAUCUCAAGGCUUGUGUCAAGGAAGGACUUCGCCUCUUCUUCGGAGCCCUGCGCGGGUCAGCCAGACGAAACCUCGACGUCCCGAUCGUAUACAAAGACUGGGUUAUCCCCCCCGGUACACCAGUGGGCAUGUCUGCCUGGAUGUUGAACACCGAUCCUGAGGUCAAUCCUGAUUCUCUCGCCUUCCGCCCAGAGCGGUGGUUACCAGGGAAUCACAAGCCGGAAAUGGACAGGAAGUUUGCAAGCUUGGGUAGAGGGUCCAGGACAUGUUUGGGGAUUCAUCUGGUUUAUGUCUUCAUGUGACAUCUCCUGGUUGCAAAGUUCGGACUGGGGGAUCGGCCGGAACUGAUGUUGUAUGAGACGGAGGAGUCGGAUGUUGCCACGACACUCUCUGGGCUUUCGGGGUUGGCGAAGACGGG
Messenger RNA from Podospora bellae-mahoneyi, 2260 nucleotides. RefSeq lists its product as uncharacterized. Gene Ontology annotation, molecular function: heme binding; oxidoreductase activity, acting on paired donors, with incorporation or reduction of molecular oxygen; iron ion binding. The record is from RefSeq and is a predicted model, not a curated record. Lineage: Eukaryota; Fungi; Ascomycota; Sordariomycetes; Sordariales; Podosporaceae.